UGUGUUGCGGAGUUUUACUUUCCAGACGCUACCCAGCCCUGACUACAGACAUGAUGACAGAACUACCUCUCCGGUAGUCACGGCCUUACACCUCCUUGCGUGCUCAAAUAAAAUUUGGAAGUCUGCUACCAGCCAGUCGACAUGGUUGGGAACAUCACACGAGGUACCGGUGUGACCUAUGACUUCUACUACGGAGAUGGAUUCAGCAAUCUGGCUUUAUCUGAAGCAGAAACUUCCCACAAGUACAACAAACCUGGCACAUACUCCAUCUCUGCGACUGCCACCGACCUGUGGCUGAACAAGGAGAACCAGACCAUCAGUGUCACCGUGGAAACCAACAUGACGGAUGUCCAGGUGGACUGCCCCCUGGCCGUGGAAUACGACCACAGAUUUGGCUGCGAUUUCUACAUCUACCAGGGCACCAACCUGAGCGCGACGGUGGAUUUUCAAGACGGCCGGGUUGUGACUUUUGUUGCAGAGGAUGCCGCGACACUUUCCUAUGGCCAGAUGCUUGACCAGGAUGAGUCCCUCAACAACCAGCCUACGAGCCGCGUCUACCUCAUGAUCAAUUCGGUGAUCCAGCACGAUGGCCGCAUCGUUGCCUGGGAGAUGAAUGCAAUCACUACAGGCACAGUGACGCUUCAGGUUUACCGGCCGCGCUGCACCAAUAAUGAGGUGUACUGCCACCGGACAGCAAGCUGCCACAGGCCAAGUGUCAAGUGCCAGGAGCAGGCCAGCAUCUGGAGCAAGACCUGUGAGGACGCGGGCCGCUUCAGCUUCAACCGCCGUGACUGCGUCCAGCACUCGGACGGCUCCCUGGAGGGUCACCACGUCUUCAGCGGCCUGCCGCUGGACUAUGACUUCCUGUCGGAGAUCACCUAUAGUCUCUCUGACACAGGUCGCAACUUCCUGACGCUGACCCGCUCGGAGCAGGUGGAUGUCCAAGCCGGAGAUGUCAUUGGCUGGUACAACUCCAACUCGGGCAAGCUGGCCUAUCAGUCGGCCGACUCUUCCGCAGACGGCCCUGAGAUCCUUCCGAGCACGAGCAACUACGGCAGUCGGCUCUCCGGUGGUUACGUCGCCUACUCCUCCGGUGCAUCCUCGCACUCCUACAAGCACGCCCUCAAGGCCCACGUGGUACGCCCCUCCCACCUGCACGUCUUCCACAACUACACCUGGCCGGAGAGCCGCCGGAACAUCUCUAUCAAUGCCAGUAACAACCUGGCCUCUGGCAUAUGGGACAUGCAACAGGAGAUCAAGGUCAUGGAAAAAGUCUCGCUGUUGUCAUUCAAUGCCCCCCUUCUAGCCGUAGUAACGGAGGAGCAAAUCCUCACUGUAAAUCCCCACCUCGGCACGGAGGUGACCUACCACUGGUUCUUUGGCAAUGGAGACGAGCACGUCACCCAGGAGAUGUUCACCAACUACACCUGGAUGGAUGAUGGAGUUUAUAACAUCACUCUGCGUGCCUACAAUGACAUCAGCCAGGACAUUUAUGAACAUUAUGUAGUUCUGCAGCAUCGCAUCCAAGAAUUUGAGUGGAAGGACUCGGUUCCCAAGUCGUCCUGGACAGACUACCCCAUCACACCCAAGAUCUUUGGAUCGGAGACUGUCAUCAACUUUGGCAUGACGCUGGGCACAAAUGUGACUUACGAGAUUAAUAUUGGUGACGGCAUAGUUCCCACGUUCUUUCUUCGUCACGACGAGGUGCUUGAUAUUGGCAUGCUGCUGUAUGAACCACCACCACCCACAACGACGGUCGAGCCUAUCUACCAGCUGAACUGCACUUUUGUCCUAGACAACGUCACCGUGGCUGCGACUUUCCCACCCACAGCACCGCCCACCACCCCACCCGUGCUCGUCGACAACGGGACCCUGGGUAACAUGACGUUUGGUAACUUGACGUUCGGUAACGAGACGGCCUUCAGCAGCACGACGCCUUUUUACGAAGUGAUUCAAACCACCACCCCAUCGGCACCCUCAGGCCAGUGGGUGUGCGUCAAUGUCACCAUCAAUGGUAACAAUGGCGUGGGACCCAUGACGGAGCCAGCACGGAAUCUCUCUGAUCGUCUUGCAGUUGAAUACAAUGGUGUUCUGGGAAGUGUCUACACUGUGUACGAGAAAAUUGGCUACUAUCCUGUCAUUGUCAAUGCUUCUAACCGGGUCAGCUGGGCCUUACUUGAGUCGAUGGCGGUCAUCCAGAUUGAGAUCACCAAUUUUCACAUCAUUGACCCUCCCCCGCUGAAAUUUGGCGAGACCCAAAUAAUCGGGGUCGGCUUUGACACGGGCACUAAUUUGUCAUUCUCUGGCAGCUUUGCGGGCAAUGAUCUAGAUCUGACCGACCCGUCACUCUAUUACAUGGAUGAUGUGAACGGGGAGGGGUACAUUGUCAUUGGCCCGGAAUAUUACAGUGACAGAGGGUUUUAUGAUUUAGAGCUGACCACCUGGAACUUGGUCAGCGGUCCAAUUACGGAUAUAGUGCAAGUCCAAGUGGAGUUUGCCAUUACAGAUUUCCAGAUGGAGGUGUCCGAGAUGUACAUUGUGCCCUAUACGACCAUCUCCAUUAGAUUUGACAUGGAGAUCGGCUCCGAUCUGACGAUGGUCAUGGACACUGAUGAUGGCUGGUCCAAAACCUUCCAGGACAUUGAGAUGAAGCGGCCGGAUGGGGACCAUUACAUUCAGUGGCAUGAGUUUGGAGUCGCCCGGGAUUACAACAUAACCAUUCACGCGACAAGCGCCGUCAGCGACGAGUUGAUCUGGAUUGAAAUUAAGGUCCAGAAUCCGGUGGUCGAUCUGUCUAUGACUGUGUACACGCCUGGUGUGAUCCCUUACAUGGAGAUAGGUACCAUCCGCUAUGAGUACCUGUUCUAUGGGGACCAGUCCAUGCCCCCUACCGAUGCCACCGUUGAGUACUACCUGGCAAAGGGGAUUGAGCCUGUGGAAGACUUCCCGAUUGCCGAGACAAACCCCGUCGUGCAUAACCUGUCCCUUGCCGUGCAUGGCCCGUACUCCACCUUUGUGAACAUCUCCAACCUGGUGAGCUGGAUGAACUUCACCCAGGAGAUUGAAAUGGAGAAGCCCAUUCUUGGCCUGAUUGUGACCUGCAAACAACUCCACAUCAGGGUCGGUUCGAAGGCAGUGCUCACGGCCACCAUUGAUUGGGGCUCCCGCGUCAGGUGGAGGUGGUACUUCCAGGAUUCUGACGAACCGGUAGAGCUAGGGAUCGUGGCCCCCAGGACUCGCAGGCACCCCUAUAAACAACCAGGCACAUAUUACGUCUCAGUAGUGGCUUACAAUCUUCUGGGAGAGGUAGAGUACACCAUACCUGAACCAGUGAAAGUCCAGUAUCCAGUCCAGGGCAUGGAGUGGAUCGGCCGGAGGCUAAGUCGCCUGUAUGUAGCCAACAUCUAUGUUGGUGUACCCUUUCAUCUCCUAAUUGUCAAAACUGUCCCUUUCCCUACCGAAGCAUCCUAUGAGAUUGACUUUGGAGACGGCCAGACCAUCCCUGCUCGAGAGCUGAACAUGGACAGGGCUGAUAGUUCUAAGGACACUGACACGCAGUACCACGUCGUGAGCGAGACCCACUACUAUGACACUUGGGGCCACUACAAUGUCACCAUCCGCAUUUGGAAUCUUGUCAGCGAUGUGACCCUCCUCUAUGACAUCUGGAUCUACGAGACUAUCACCCAACUGCAGAAGGAGGUCAAUUACAAUGAGCUCAUCAUCGAUGGAGACUACUCUACAGGCAACGAGACGUUUGACCAGGAAGGAUUUGAUGUCGGCAAGAACUACUUCAGGUUGGAAGAGGCCAUCGUUGUCAAGGCAACCAUGGCAUCUGGCACUGGGCUCACCUACACCUGGGACUUUGGCGAUUUGUUUUUCGAGCCUCCACCCACCACACCUGGCCCCACUUAUGGGCCCACAACUAUGGAACCGACCACACUACCCCUUACCACCUACCCCGCAACGACUCUACCUCCGAACUGCACGUACACCAUAGAGGAGUGGGCGGGCAAUGUUGUGGAUGAACUGACUCUGGAAGAUGAGGCCAAAAUUGAAGUGAUGAAUGCCUCCCUGAUACCAAACUGCUCCUAUCAGGAGGUAAUGGUCAACGUCUCCAUGAUUCUGAAUGGGACUUGGUUGAACUCCACAGAUGAGAGCGGCACCGAUAUGUACUGUGUCAUGGUGAACAAUACUGAUACAAAUAGCACCUUAAUGGGUAUGUGGAACUCCUCUGAUGCUGUGAUCAACACAACAUCCAUCUACUGUGUCAAAAACACCACCAACACCACCGGCCCGAUAUAUGAGCUAGUCUGCGACGACGUCACUCCGGUAGUCCUAUUAACCCAGAGGGACUUGUGUGAGAAAUACGAUAAUUUUAUCGGCGAUCUGCUGUACAACCGAACCUUUGAAGGAGUCCAGAAUUUCACCAAUGUGACUCAUUUUGAGUUGACGCGUCCUGAAAAUGACACAUCCCUUCAAAAUGUCAAUUUGAUGGAGCUUGUGGAUGAGCUGAAGGAAUAUUUUUGUUUGAAUUUAGAUGUCCUGUCCAGCAUCGGUGAAUACCUCCUCCGCAAUAACUUCACCACUACUCCUUCCCUCUGUCCCCCUCCGGAGCCCACACGGCCCCCCACAACAGAGGGUGUGACCACCCCUACCCCACCCACUGAACCACCCACAACGUUGCCCCCUUACGUUGUCAGGACUACCGAACCGCGGGCCAUCUGGUGGUACACCAAAAAAGGUGUGUACACCAUCACGCUGAAUGUCUCCAACCCUGUGCACUGGGUGGUCGUGGAGAAGACCAUCGUGGUCCAGCGUGGCAUCUUUGACAUGGUGCUUACCGACCACGGGCCUCGCGCCCGGAACACGACCAUCGAAUUUGAGCUAGACACUGGCAACGCUGGCACGGAUGUGUGCUACUAUGUGGACUUCCGUGACAAGCAGUCAGAGAUCAACCAAAUUGCCUUCUGGGGGCAUCGUCGGACUUGUGAGGAUCGUUAUGCUGAGGAGUUCCAGAGCCCCUUUCUCCGAUUCACAGAAGUCAGCAAUGCCUACCUAGAAGGGCUCCUUCUUGCAGGGAGGUCUCCCAACAUCACUCUCAGCAACAUCUUCCAGUCAGUCAAUGCCUUCAGAAUAAUUGUCCGGGCCCACAACAAGGUUUCUGAACAGACGGUCACCUUGCGGACUGCUGUGACCAAAGGCCCCUGCUUCUAUCCUGAAGUCAAUGUCAGAGAUAACAAUGGUUGCGAUCAAUAUUAUCCCUUCUGUGACAGUGAUGGCCACCGAGAGUACUUUGCAUCUAAGGAUGUGUACGUCUACUCCUAUGUAAAGAUUAACUGCACCUCAACUCCGUACACCAUGUACACCUGGAGGGCAUUCUCCAUUGACGACAACAAUGGCGUGGAGACAGAAAUCUUUGACUUGGGGGACACUGAGAUGGCUGGUUUUACCCGCCGAGAGCUGGCAGUAAAGAAAUUUGUCCUCCCAUACGGCCUGUAUCGCUUCGAACUCAAUGUCUCCAUGUGGGGAGAGCGUGGGGUCGAGUCCAUCGACUCCACCACCAUCCGAGUGGUUCCCACCCCGCUGGUUGUCAGGAUUGGGGGAGGGUCGGAGCGCAUCAUUCGUUGGAAUGACCAGGCACCAGUUGACGGAUACUCAGAGACGUUAGAUCCGGACGUGGACCCCAGCGACCGUUCUGGCUUACGCUACGUCUGGAUGUGCCGCCGGCAACAUGAAACCUAUCAGGAGUGGAACGACGACUAUACAGUAAUGCUGAAAGAGGGUGGAGUCAACGCCUCCUACAUCCACGAGAAGGGCGACCUAGGGGGGUGCUUUGGACGAUAUGGGUAUGACGCUUCAGGAUAUGGAGGCAUGUUGAACGUGACGUCAGGUACCAUGGUGAUGGACACAUAUUACAUGCAUGAGCAGAUGGUCUAUGAGUUGAAACUGAUUGUAUUCAAGGACACCAGGCAGGCUGAAUUCACGCAGGUGUUAUAUGUAGCCACCGGUUCCCCGCCACGCAUGGAGAUCAGCUGUAAGACCAACUGCAAGACCAAACUGAACCCCACCAGCCGUUUUGCCUUGGAGUCGAGGAACUUGGAUUACAGACGAGGCAUGAUCCUCUAUUACAGAUGGGAGAUCUACGAGGCUGUCUCUGACGGCGUGGCCACAAGUCUGGAGGUGGUAGACCGGGGGCAGUGGCUGUCCUUCUCGGGGACAGGAGAUGACAUGGCUAAUCUGGCCAUCGAUGCCGGCUUCUUCAAGGACGAGUCCGCCUACCGCAUUCGCAUUUACUGCGACCGGUCUCCCGAUUUCACAAACUAUGGCAUGGCUUCCUUGGACCUGAUCACCAAUGAACGGCCCAUCGUUGGCAACUGCAGCGUGGUGCCGGAGAACGGCACAGCCUUGGAGACGGAGUUCAACAUCUUCUGCAACGACUGGAUUGACCCUGACCUGCCCCUCACCUUCCGCUACGCCCAGCGACUCCUACCCACCGAAUCCUGGACCUGGAUGUACAGUGGAGAGAAGCCGUACAUGGACGUGCCAUCUAUUUUCCCCCAGGGCUAUGAGAGUGAGGAUUUUUACGUGUACAUCCUUGUCAGGGUGGAUGAUUACAUCGGCUCGUAUUCUGACCUUGAGCUCAGGGUUCAGGUUGUCGCUCCAGCCCUGAGCGGCGCCGACAUGACAGAGAAGCUGAAGAACCUGACGUCCGGCGAGGGCAGCGUCAUGUCAGAAAUGAUCUCGUCCGGCGAUGCCGGCGGGGCCGCAAACAUUGUCGCUGCAUGUGCCGGCAUGCUGAACAUUGCUGCCAGCAACGCCGCCGCUACCAUGGCUACAACCGUCGCCACCCACACGGCCACCACAGUCGCAAACCUGAGGAGAAAGAAGCGGAAUGCCGGGGAAGAAGGAGAACUGACGGAAGACGAACUCCUGGCGGCACGACGGGAGGCAGAGAGGCUCGCUGCUGAGCAAGCCGAGGCAGAGAGGCUGGAAAGAGAACAGAUGCGGGAGAGCAUGAUGGGAGCCCUGUCCCUCUCCUCGCCGAACAACGUGGGCUCCAUGAAGCAGCUAGCCUCAGCUUUUGUCCAGGCCUCUGGUUCGUCUGAAGAAAUUUCUCCGACGGCAGCGCAAAACUCCAUGAAUACCGGCUUGAGAUUCAUGAAUCUUCUGCAAGAGAAAGCCGGAGAGGCCGGAGCGGAUGAGGUGGAAGAAAGCGGCAAGGGAAUCCUCUCCAUGACAGGUAACGCGGUCAGUGGCAUCCAGAACAAGGCUGCCAAAGCCCGCGCUGCGGCUGCGUCCGUGGCCGCCUCACAGGCGGCCUUGAUGGCCACGGGUGCGCCGGAGGUCAGCGACGACUACACCAGCUCCUCCAGCUCGGUUGACCUAGAAGCCUUGGAGGCAGAGACAGAAGCGGAGGUUGCAGCCAUGAAUGACUUGCUUAAUGUCGUCAUUGAGUAUACCAGUAGCGUGGGAACAUCAAGGGAAUAUGGCACUUCUGGGGGCUCCUCCUUCAAGCUUCCGUCGGUGGAGUCCAUGUUAGGCAGCGGCAACGACACCACCCUCUUUGUCGAUGCCCAGGUGGUCAUCGAGAAGGAGAACAGCAAAACCUGGUCCAACUCCUCAAGCGACGUGGCCGGCCAGACGGCCAAGCUGAGCUUCCGGAACGAGACGGGCGGGGCCAUGGACAUCAAGAACCUGCCCGAGCCCAUUGAGGUCUGGGUGGAGCGGGCGGAUGACCAGAUGGACACCUCCACCAUCGAGACCGUCUUCAACCAGACCACACCCAUGACAGAGCAGGCUAUCAUCCAUACCAUCAUGAAUGCACCCCACACCAGCAUGCAUCUCACUGUCAACGUCAUGCCUUAUAAUUACACCGACGUGGACAACGUGACCUUAUAUCUGUACCUGCGUGUGGGCCAGGCACCCACGAUUGACCUGUACGACUUCAACUGCACCCUGCCCAAACGAUAUGACGGCUAUGAGUAUGUGAACGUCUCGCUGGAUGACCUGCCCGAUCCCAACACUUGUUUUUUCAGUAACACACUACUGGACAGUUACGGCAAUGGCAGCACUGUGCCCGUCUAUGUGAUCAUCAAGCACACUGGCGGUAACAACGAGUCCAACCCAGACUAUCUGGCCAGCAGCCAGUACAAUAACUUCUGGCAGAUCACCUACGCCAUGAGACCCUGGAGUGCCAAGUGUUCUUACUAUGAAGAGGAGACAGAGGAAUGGCUAAGUGAUGGCUGUGAGGUUGGAGAGAAGACUACACUGUACAAGACCCAGUGCUUCACCACUCACCUGACAGCAUUCGGAGGGGGCUUCCAGGUCCCCAUCAAUGACAUCGAUCUCUCAGACUCUGCCUUUGGCAAGCUGGAUGAGAACCCACUGGUCUUCAUGUUCAUGACCUCCUGUCUGUGUGUGUACAUGACAGUCAUGCUGUGGGCGUACAAGGCUGACCAGAGGGACAAAGUUAAGGCUGGAGCCACCCCACUAGCUGACAACGACCCGAGGGACCAUUACAUGUAUGAGAUCACUGUCUUCACUGGAGUGCGAGCCAGUUCAAACACCACGGCUAAAGUGUCGCUGAUCAUCACCGGCGACGCAGAGGAAUCUCGGCCCCGCCUCCUGGAUGACCCUGCCCGCAAGGUCUUCCAGGUGGGUGGCAUUGACACCUUCUUGCUGGCCGCUCCCCGCUCACUGGGCAACUUACAGCACCUCCGUGUCUGGCACGACAACACGGGCAAGGCAGCCAGCUGGUACCUGAGCCGCAUCGCCAUCAAGGACCUGCAGACCGACAAGAUGUACUACUUCAUGCUGGACCGCUGGCUGGCCGUUGAGGAGGACGACGGACAGAUUGAGCGUGUAAUCCCAGUUGCUGGCAAGAGUGAGCUGACCAGCUUUGGCUUCCUGUUCUACUCCAAGACCCGCCGCAAUCUCAGCGACGGCCACUUGUGGUUCUCUGUCUUUGCCCGGCCUGCCCGCAGCAGCUUCACCCGCAUGAUGCGUUGCACCUGCUGCCUGUCGCUGCUCUUCUCCACCAUGAUGUCCAACAUCUUCUUCUACAAUGUGGAUGUGACAGGGGGCAGCAGCGGCGGCAGCUUUGUACUUGGCCCCAUCAGCGUCUCGGUGGGCGAGAUCUGUGUUGGCGUCAUCAGCAGCCUGAUGGUCAUGCCUGCCAACCUCAUCAUCGUCCAGAUGUUCCGGCUGUCCAAGCCCAUCCCGGACAAGAUCAACUGGUUCUCCUGGUUCCGGAAGAAGAAGCCCGGGGAGGGAGAGAAGUCCACCGAGGAGGUGGAGCGUGACAAGACGGAGAGGAUGGACGAGAAGGCCGCCUCAGAGCUGGAGAAGCAGCUGGAGUUCCUCAACACGGGCGACAACGGAAAGCGGCUCCUGAAGUCGGCACGUAGCCGGACCGUACGGUUCGCUGAUGAGGCCGAGAGCAGCCAGGAAGUGAAAGAUGCCAGCGGCCCGGAGACCACGGCUGGCAGCAGCACAGACAGCGAAGGGAUGAAGCUGGUGGCUGGGGUCAAGACCAGGAAGAAGAAGCCCAAGUUCAUGCUGCCCUGGGGCUGCCAGUUCAUUGGGUGGACGGUGGCAGUGGGCACGGUGGGCGUCUCCUUCUGGCUGACGAUUGAGGUGGCGGGUCAGUUUGGACCUGAGAAGGCCGCCGAGUGGCUUUCCUCCAUGGCCUGCUCUCUCGUCCAAGACAUCUUUUUCUCCCAGCCCAUCAAGGUGCUGUGCCUGGCCACGUUUUACGCCCUUGUCAUCAAGCGUCCGGACAAGGAGGACGACCAGCCCUCCACCCCGCACCUCAAGUCGGACGAGGAGUACCUGCACGAGCGGCUGACAGAGGAAGAACUAAAGGACCCAGAGAAGCUGGCUCAGCUGGAACGCCAGAAGCAGGCCUGUCCAAUUAAGCCACCAGAUACCGAUGAAUUGAAUGAGGCCAGAGAAACCAGAUUCAAAGAGAUCAAGAUGCAGGCCAUUUUGAAGGAGAUUGCCGUGUACAUGUUCUACCUCUACAUCCUCCUCUUGAUUGGUUACGGCAACAAGGAUCCCAGCAGCCAUGCCGUCUACACAUCUGUCCACAACACCUUCAUAAAUGCGCAGUACUAUGGGACUACGCCUCUCUCUUCCGUUUCGAGUCGACAGCUGUUUUGGAAGCACAUGAGGGAAGUCUUUGUCCCGUCGCUGUACGCGGGCAAUCACUACAACGACGAGCUUGAUGACGACUCCUUCCAACAGAAAUACGUCGCCGAUCGCGCACAUGUGCUCCUGGGCACGGCUAGGCUGAGACAAGUCCGAGUUUACACCAAUUCCUGCAAGGUGGAAGAGGUCAUGAGAGUGACGAUUGACCACUGCAUAGAUGAAUACUCGGCCGCUGACGAUGUGGAAAUAUCGUAUGAUGAAGGGUGGCAGCCGGUCAACGAGACAACUCCGCCGGACUACGAUUCCUCGCCGAUGCUGGGCGUCUGGAAAUAUCGCGACUGGCUGGAGCUGGACUCCUACCCGGCCUUUGCCCACCAGAACAGCUACUACGGCGGGGGUUUUACGGUGGAGUUUGGCACGGACAUCCUGGCUGACAUGGAGAUGAUCGACUACCUCCAGCAGAACUUGUGGGUGGACCAGCAGACCAGGGCCAUCUUCCUGGAGUACGUGGUGUACAACCCGGUGACCAACACCCACGUGGUGUCGCUCAAUGUGCUGGAAUUCCCACCCACUGGUGGCGUAUUUCCCUUCAUCCGAUUCCAAACGAUGACGCUGGAUCACUACUACGGGACCUUUGCUUACUUUGUGCUGGCCGCCGAAGUCAUCUUUGCCCUGCUCUUGCUCUUCUACGUCGUGCGGGAGGCAGCCAAGAUCAAGAAGCAAAAGAAACAGUACUUCAAAGAUCUUUGGAAUAUUUAUGAGGUCAUCACUGAUGGGCUUGCUGUGGGUGCCAUUGUGGCUUACCUCUAUCGACUCUUGCAGGCCAACGAGCUCACGGCAGAGAUCCAGGCUGCCCCGACACAGUUCCACAACUUCCAGUUCUUGGCUUACUGGGAUGAUAUAUACGUAACCAUGGUGACUUUGUGUUUAUUUAUGGCCGUCAUCAAGUUCACCCGACUGCUGAGAUUCAACAUUAAGAUACUGAUGUUGUCGGAGACAGUCAAUGAAUUUGCAUAUGAGCUGUCCCUGUUCAUGGUCAUGUUUGCGGUGGUUUACAUGGGCUACGCCAGCUUCUGUUUCUUGGUCUUCUAUCAGCUCCACGACUUCAGCAGCUUCCUGCGGACCCUGGAAUCCCUCUUUGGCACCUUACUGGGCAAGUUCUCCUUUGAGGAUCUGGUGAGUGCAGAUCCCAUCAUGGGCCCCAUCUUCUUCUUUUCGUAUGUCAUGGUGGUCAUGUGGACGCUCAUCAACAUGCUGUUGGCCAUCAUCUGUGAGGCCUUCGCAAAGGUGAAAGAGGAUGCAGCCCAGCGUCAGAAUGAGCUGGAAAUAGUGGACUUCAUGGUAACACGCUUUAAGGCUUGGAGUGGAUUCUCAGAGAAGAGAGUCAAAAAUGCGGGCAAGGUGCACACUUACAUUGAAGGCAUUGACCCGAUACAAGCAGAGUGCGAUGACCUCAAGUUCAAACUGGACGACAUGGUCAGCAAGCUCAACGACUUCAUCAAGGCUACCAAGAAAGAAGACAGGGAUGUCAUGGGAAUCGAAACAGAAGAGGAGGACAAGCCCAGAGUUAUUUAUCUUGGUUAAAAAUGUAAAAAAAAAAUCAGUAGUGACAGUAAAAUUGCACUCAAAAGAGGAAGCUCACCAAAAUAAUGCUACUGCCUGUUUUGUUAUCUAAUAAAAGUAGUGUCUCAAAACAUGGAAUUUUUUCUGGUAUUCGGUUUUGGGAAAUCCCACUAAGAAAGGUUUUGUAAAACAAGGUGAACGUUUCUUGCAUUCAUAACGAGAUAAAUUUGCUUUAAUCAUCUGUGGAGCAUCUUUACAACUUCCAUUAUGCUUACCUGUCACGAGACCUGAAACCUGCUGUCAUUUUGACCAAUUUAAAAAGAUGAAAGAGAGGAAGGCAGUUUGGUUUGCUAUCCUGAAAAUAAUUUGAAAUUAAGAUCAUAAAAUUAGUCGCGUUAGUUAUUUUGUUAAGAGUUACAUUUGCUUCAUUUUAUUUAAAAGAAGGCCCAAAGAAAAGGAUUGUUGGAUUUCUACUUUCAGUAGACAGGAGGGCAACUUGUAGCUGCAUUGUCUGCUGAAUAUUCUGUCCUGGGUAUUUUGAGGCACAGAUGCAGAGAGUAUGCAGUUACAACAAAGAGGAAUUGAAUUAAGAAACUGACAGGUUUCUAGUAAACAUCUACAUGUAAGUUGUAGUCGAAACCAUUACAAGACCAGGCACAAAACUGGUCACCAGACCAGCCGUAAGAUGGGACACAAAUAACAGGGUGAACAGUGAGAGUGCUUUUGCUGUAAUUCGUUUGAAUAGUUUUUUUCUCGAAUUCGGACCGGAGGUCUUAUGUGUUGGUUUUGUAAUAAUUUAUUCAGUUAUAAUACGCAGGUUUCUAUUUACAAAUACAUUUGUAUUGGGGUUGCGAUGGUCUCUGGUGGAAGAAACAAAUUUCAUUGGUUUUUAUGGCAAUGACGGUGAUGUCAUGAGCACACAGUUGCAAGUGAGUCGGCCUUUCAACAAGACGUGUUUCAAAAUGCUGCUGUGCGACCCACAAGAAUCCAGACUUGUCAUUUCUGGUUGGACAUUCCUCAAGAUAAUAUUCCCACCCGUCGUCAUGUUACAGCCGGUUUCCAUGUGACCAGAUUUGCAUUAGGAUACUACUAGCCGCUGAUUGGUUGUCAGUGCAGGGUUUUUAGCGUCAUACAUUUUUAAUAAUAAGAAUGCCAGAUUUUGACAAAGGUUUGAUUUUGUUUUGUGGUUUCUAAUCAUUUGAUUGAACCCUUUACAAAUAAACGACCAGUUCAACAA
This is a messenger RNA of Acanthaster planci (crown-of-thorns starfish), 12949 nucleotides long. RefSeq lists its product as uncharacterized. Gene Ontology annotation, cellular component: membrane. NCBI's taxonomy places the organism in Eukaryota, Metazoa, Echinodermata, Asteroidea, Valvatida, Acanthasteridae. Gene Ontology annotation, molecular function: calcium channel activity; calcium ion binding; protein binding. Gene Ontology annotation, biological process: detection of mechanical stimulus. The record is from RefSeq and is a predicted model, not a curated record.